Molecule: messenger RNA, 10670 nt
Organism: Cygnus atratus (black swan)
Lineage: Eukaryota; Metazoa; Chordata; Aves; Anseriformes; Anatidae
Gene: CEMIP
Product: cell migration inducing hyaluronidase 1
Exons: 30
Coding region: 2770-6852 (1360 amino acids)
Source: RefSeq, a predicted model, not a curated record
AGGUCAGCAGUCCAAGGUCUUCGCUCUGCUCAAGAAGCAAAUGCUGAAAACAAGGAAAAUGCCCUUAAAGCCCCAAGUGGAGCAAAGUGAUCUACCCCAGCAGUGUGCUUGAGGCAGUGAGGAUUAGUCAUGAUUUCCCACUUGCAGGUGUGAGGAUGUUUGGGAAUGUGCUCGCGCUGAGGAUGUGCCCUGUAACUAAACGGUCUUGUGUAAGCUUCGGCCUGGCGCUGCUGCAAAACAAAAAUCAUCCACAAAAAGGAAAUUUGGGAAAGAGUGAAAGGAAAAGAUUUUAGCUCGCAAGCACCAAAAUGCAGAUAACAACAAGCUUUUCUGUGCUUUCCUGAAAAUGAAACGGGACUCUUCAGAAAAACAAGAUGAUACAUCCAGUCUCAUUUGCUUUGUAAUUUUCCUCCUCAGUCAGAGGAAACAAUGCAGGAGAAAAUGAUACUGAAAUAAUUCACUUCCAAGAAUUAUUCUUGCCUUAGAAAACAAACAAACAAACAAAACAAACAAAAAACAACAGAGCAGUGUAGCUAUGUGGAUUUUGAGACUACGGGGGGAAAAUGGCUUUGAAGGAUUUAAACAGUGCUCACACCAUACAAAUUUUACAUUCUUGUUCAAAAAAAGGCCCUUGUGAAUUAGAGUCAGCUUUGGCUUUGCUAAUAGUUUCACAAGGCCUGCAUGAAAUUUAACACUACCCAAAGCCUGUAUUACACUUAUUUCCACUAUUACUAGGUUAUGUUAACCAUUGUUAUCUUUUAUUUACAUUGCAAGUAAGUCUAGGAAAUCUUUCGCAGAGUAAAUGUUUUAUAUAUAUAUAUGAGGUUUCUAGGGGACUGACAGGCAUAAAAUAAAGGUUCAAGUUCUCUUCCACCUCCAAUUCUACACUUCUAGAACCUCAGAAUUCAGAGAAAAUAGUGUGUUUUAAGACAAAGCACUCCUAUUUGUCUUGUCCUGCCUGCAGCUCCCACCAGUAGAUAAAUCUUUCUCCAAAAAAUGAGCACAGCCUACCAUACCUCUGAUAGCUGCUCUGCUUUCCCAUGACCCAUAUUCAUACAUAUCAUGUUCAGAUAAGAAGGAGGCACAGUACUGACUAAUGCCGCUUUUUGGAAGGAAAAUGCCAAAAGCUAUUUGAGACAGGAAUAGAAGUGCCAGCAGUACAUGAUAGAUGAACAGCCGGUAGCAAAGGUGGCAGCUCUAGCAUUUCCCUGUAUUAUGGAGUGUUGUUAUGAGGGAGUAUCGGCUGGACGUGUUUCUCUGGGCUGGAUGCUUAUCUUGAUUCAGCACCGCCCUGGGUCCCACAGUAGGGUGUAGGAGACCAAAUGCGUUUCCUUCAGCACAACUGAGUGCUGCUCCUGCUCCAGAGCUGUCAUCAGGAGCGUGGGCAUGGCCAUGCCCCUCGCCCACCCCCUGCUCCCAGUCUGUUCUCAUAUUUUGUCUGACAGCACUCGCUCCUUAUUAACAUAACUAUAGCCUCUUUGUGCCCUCUGACAGAAGAAAUCCUGCACCAGAAUAAAUUUCAGGGGUGACAGAUUGGAACGGUUUGACCAGAUGAUGGCACACAAAUGUCGCUGAGAUCAGCAGCACCUGUGGCUUCACACCUCUUUGGCUUUGGCCCUGGCACUGCUGCUUGCCUGCUUCUGGCUUCUCCUUGCCGCUGGAUGCUGGGCAGCGGAGAAGAGAUGAGGGAUUAGACUCUGGGAAGGAGGUGGCAGUGGCUGCAAUAAGCAGUUACUUUAUGUGUCCCCUGGAAGCUCAGUUAUGCUAGAGCCUGGGAAAAAUGUGGUAUUCUAUUUCAUGGAAAGCAAGAGUGUGUGUGGUGGUCCUCCUGCAGGCAGUGCCAUGUGUGCGGAGACUGGAGGCCAGCCUGGAGCCCGUAAGGGCAAGGAAGAGUCCUAGUCCAUGGGGAUAAAUGCAAACAGAUUUCUUUGAGGCUGCAUCCUGCCAGAGCACCUUCUAGAGGGAAGGGUUUUUGUCUCUUUCGCUGCGGGCUCUGACUACAGCUCGGUCGGGUGAGGUGAUGUGGCAGAUACCUCUCUGCCCCGCCACUGUCUGGGGGGACAAUUGCAGCCGCUGGGUUCGGGUGCUCUUUGCAGAGCUGCCUGUUGCAGGACGGGCUGGGGUGGGACACCCCUGUGGGAAGGUGCCCGUGGCAGGGGGCUUGGACCUAGAUGACCUUCAGGGUCCCUUCUGACCCGAGCCGUUCCCUGAUUCAUUCUGAGGUGCUGGCGGGCUGCAGUGAGAGCUGGGGGCUGAUGCCUCAACCCCUGUCCCCCCGCCCAGGGCAGGCUCCAGGCCCCUGAACCCCACACUUCACACUUUUGAGCCCAGCUGGGUGCUCUGCGGGCUUGCAAAGAGCCCCCAAAGGCCUCCCCGGGCCGAGACCCGCUGUGACCCCCGGGAGCCCGGCGACCCCCGCAGCAGCCCGGGGCCGGGGCCGACCUCUGCGGGCGGGCAGCGGGGCUCUCCCCGGCCCCGAGCAUCUGGGCGCCGGCCGCAGAUAUACCUCCGGGCUGGAGGGCUCGUCCCCGGCUGGGAGGAGCCAGAAGCGGAGCUGCUGUAAACAGUGCGGGCACCGCCGGCGGCUGGAAGAUGGAUAUAAAUAGGGAGGCGGAGGGGAGGCAGCCGGAGCGGAGGAGCGGGAGCUGCCUGCGCCUGCCUCUGCCCAGCAGCCCGGGUCGGGAGCUCCCGAGAGGCGGCGUCCAAAGUUUGCGGCUCGGCGCUGCCGGGGCUAUAGGUAUCAACCCAGAGAAUUUUGCAUCCUGAAGCAUGGCUCUACCUACCUCCAAGCACCUGGCAGAAAACUUCAUUUUCCUUCUGUUUGUAGUUUCCUCUGCAAGCACAGCAGAAGCAGCUGUGACAUGUCCUGAUAAGGAGCCUGAGCUACAAAACUGGAACCCAGGUCACAACGAAGAAAACCGCAUUGAAAUCUGUAAUGGCAGGAAGCUUCUUCUCUCUUCUUCUGCGACUGUCCACUCGAUCCACAUUGCUGAUGGAGGAAAAUUGGUCAUUAAGGACGAUGUGCAGCCUAUCAUUUUGCGUACUAGACAUAUACUCAUCGAAAAUGAUGGAGAGUUGCAUAUCGGCAGUGAAAUGUGCCCUUACCAAGGCAAUGUGGUUAUCAUCUUGUAUGGGCGAGCGGAUGACGGCAGCCAGCCGAAUCCCUACUUUGGGCAGAAGUACAUUGGAGUGAGUAAGGGUGGCACUCUCGAGAUCCAUGGAAAGAAAAAACUGUCCUGGACUUUCUUAAACAAGACUCUUCAUCCUGGUGGCAUGGAAGAAGGCGGAUACUACUUUGAAAGGAGCUGGGGCCAUCGCGGUGUCAUUGUCCAUGUCAUCGACCCAAAGACGGGGGCAGUUGUCCAUUCAGAUCGGUUUGAUACCUACAGAGCAAAAGAGGAAAGCAUACGUCUUGCCCAGUAUUUGGGCAGAGUUGCGAAUGGCAUGAUCCUGUCAGUUGCUGUGAACGAUGAAGGAUCUAGAAACUUGGACGACUCGGCCAGGAAAGCAAUGACCAAACUGGGCAGCAAGCAUUUCCUCCACCUUGGGUUUAGGCACCCAUGGAGUUUUAUUACUGUUAAAGGAAAUCCCUCCUCUUCUGUUGAAGACCACAUUGAAUAUCAAGGUCACAAAGGGUCAGCUGUCGCCAAAGUAUUCAAACUAUUCAAAGCUGAGAACGGAGAACUUUUUAAUGUCUCUUCGACUAGUGAGUGGCUUCAAGAUGUAGAAUGGACAGAGUGGUUUGAGAAGCCUGAUAAAGCAAGAUCUAAGGACAUGGAGAAGCUUUCUGACUUCAAAGCUGCUCAUCCUGAUAAAAUCUGUAGGCAACCCAUUGAUAUCCAGGCAGUGACACUUGAUGGAGCUAAUUUAACAACCGAGGUUUUCUACAAGAGUGGCCACGACUAUCGGUUUCUGUGCCAUGGCAAGGACCAGACAGGCGAAGGUUGCCGGAACUACAGAGUACGGUUCCUGUGUGGCAGCUCUGUGAAACCGAAGCUUACGGUAACCAUUGACACCAAUGUGAACAGCACAGUCCUGAAUCUGGUGGAUGAUGUGAGUUCAUGGGAGCCAGGAGACAGAGUUGUGGUUGCAAGCACCGACUACUCCAUGUACCAGGCGGAGGAGUUCCAAGUGCUGCCAUGCCCAUCCUGCAGACCCACCCAGGUCAAGGUAGCAGGGAAAGCGGUAUACCUCCACGUUGGCCAAGUCAUUGACGGCGUUGACAUGCGGGCAGAAGUGGGGCUGCUGAGCCGCAAUGUCGUGGUCAUGGGCGAGAUGGAGGGGCGGUGCUACGAGUACGGCAGCAAGCUAUGCUCCUUCUUCGAUUUCGACACCUUUGGGGGACACAUCAAGAUUGGCCUUGACUUUAAGGCUACCCAUAUCGAAGGUCUAGAAUUGAAAUACAUGGGACAGCAGACAAUGGGACAUUACCCAAUUCAUUUCCAUAUGGCUGGAGAUGUGGAUGAGAAAGGAGGCUACAACCCUCCAACGUAUGUGAAGGAUGUCUCCAUCCACCACACCUUCUCCCGCUGUGUCACCGUCCAUGGAUCCAAUGGCUUACUGGUGAAGGAUGUUGUGGGUUAUGAUGCACUGGGCCAUUGUUUCUUUACGGAAGAUGGACCAGAAGAGCGCAACACGUUUGACCACUGCCUUGGACUGCUUGUUAAACCUAGCACUCUGCUCCCCUCUGACCGGGACAGCAGGAUGUGCAAGCUGAUCACGGAGGGAGCUUACCCAGGGUACAUCCCCAAACCCAGGCAGGACUGUAGCGCUGUAUCCACCUUCUGGAUAGCCAACCCACACAACAACCUUAUAAACUGUGCAGCUGCGGGAUCUGAAGAAACAGGCUUUUGGUUUGUGCUGCACCACGUGCCGACGGGGCCCUCGGCAGGCAUGUAUUCCCCCGGCUACUCGGAGCACAUGCCGAUGGGGAAAUUCUCCAACAACCGCGCGCAUUCCAACUACCGGGCUGGAAUGAUCAUCGAUAAUGGCGUUAAAACAACUCCAGCGUCAGCCAAGGACAAAAGACCUAUCCUGACACUGAUUUCUGGGAGAUACAGCCCACACAAAGAUGCUGAUCCUUUGAAGCCCAGGGAACCCGCAAUAAUCGAGCGCUUUAUUGCCUACAAGAAUCAGGAUCACGGGGCCUGGCUGCGGGGUGGAGAUGUGUGGCUGGACAACUGCCAGUUUGCAGACAAUGGCAUUGGGCUGACCUUGGCGAGUGGUGGGACCUUCCCUCAUGAUGACGGCUCAAAGCAAGAAAUCAAGAACAGCCUGUUUGUUGGCGAGAGCGGAAACCUGGGCACGGAGACUAUGGACAACGAGAUCUGGGGACCUGGAGGCCUGGAUCACAGAGGCAGGACCCUGCCCAUCGGCCCGAACUUUCCCAUUCGAGGGAUUCAGUUCUACGAUGGCCCGAUCAACGUCCAGAACUGCACCUUCCGCAAAUUUGCUGCCCUUGAUGGCCGGCACACGAGUGCCUUAGCCUUCAGGCUCAAUAACGCCUGGCAGAGCUGCCCCAACAACAACGUAACCGACAUCCAUUUUGAAGAUGUCCCUAUUACCUCAAGGGUCUUCUUUGGAGAACCUGGACCCUGGUUCAAUGAUCUGGAUAUGGAUGGUGAUAAAACAUCAGUUUUUCAUGAUGUAGAUGGCUCUGUGUCUGAAUAUCCAGGCUCAUACCUGAUAAAAGAAGAUAACUGGCUAAUCAAACACCCUGACUGCAUCGACGUGCCCGACUGGAGAGGUUCUAUCUGCAGUGGACACUACGCACAGAUCUACAUCCAAGCCUACAAGCCAGCCAACCUCAAAAUGAAAAUAAUAAAAAAUGACUACCACAAUCACCCACUCUACUUGGAAGGGGCUUUAAGCAAAAGCACUCAUUACCAGCAGUAUCAGCCAGUUAUAACUCUGAGGAAAGGCUACACCAUCCACUGGGACAAGACAGCCCCUGAAGAGCUGGCCAUAUGGCUCAUCAACUUCAACAAGAAUGACUGGAUCCAAGUAGGGUUUUGUUAUCCUAGAGGGACAACAUUUUCCAUUCUGUCAGACAUUCACAAUCGUCUCUUGAAGAAAACAUACAAAACUGGAACCUUCUAUAGAACCUCUCAAAUGGAGAAACUGGAGUACAGAUAUCCUAGCAAGGGAUACUACUACUGGGAUGAGGACACUGGGCUGCUGUUUCUGAAACUUAAAGCUCAAAAUGAGAAGGAGAGAUUUGCUUUCUGCUCUGUCAAGGGCUGUGAACGAAUAAGGAUCAAAGCCGUGAUCCCAAAGCACGCUGGUAUCAGUGACUGUGAAGCCAUGGCCUAUCCCAAGUACAUUGAGACGCCCAUAGUAGAAGUGCCAAUGCCUAAGAAGCUAUCAAGUGCACAGCUGAAAACAAAGGACCACCUACUGGAAGUGAAGAUAGAAACUUAUAAGAAACAGUACUUCCACCUAAAGGACGACUUUGCAUACAUUGAAGUUGAUGGUGUAAGGUUUUUCCUCACCGAUGAGGGUAUUCAACUGAUUGUGAUUGAUGGACAUCAUGGGAAAGUGGUUGACCGAGUAACAUUCAAGAAUUCAAUUCUACAAGGAAUCCCAGCACAGAUAGAAAACUAUGUCAACAACAUCAAAGAUCACUCUAUAGUGCUGGUGACGUCUAAAGGAAGAUUCAUUUCAAGAGGACCAUGGACUAAAGUAUUGGAGAAACUUGGAGCAGGAGAGGGCUUUAGGUUAAAAGAAAAAAUGGCUUUUGUUGGAUUCAAAGGCAGCUUCCGUCCUGUCUGGGUGAAGCUGGUCACUAAUGAGGACUCAGCUAAAAUCUACCAAGCACUGCCAAUUCCUGUGGUGAAGAAAAUGAAAUUAUGAGGACACGACACCUCGCCUUCUGGCUGCCAGCACUGCCCCCAGUCGGACGGACUACUGACUGUUCAUGACAGGCACAUCACCAGCGUGCUCCAGCAGUGUAGCAUUUUCUUCUUGUUGUUGUUCAAAAAGAAAUCUUACUGUAAGUAGCUAGAGUGGCCACAUGUGACAGAAACGCAUUCCUCUGUCAUCAGCACAUAUCCUGUGAUCAUCAGCUCCUCACCAGUUGACUUGCUCACUGAUGCCAUGUUGAUGCUCGUGUCACUAAGCAAGGUUUGACCAGAUUUACAAGGUGCUGGUUUUAUCAGCACGCCCAUGACAGACUGUGUGCUGUCUCUCAAAGGGUCAGCUCUAAAUCUAAACGCCACUGAAGAUUAUUGUUUGUACCAGACUCUAAAUCGUCCAAACACUUGUGGUUUUUUCUUUUUUCAUGGUGUAACUAGCCAUUUCGAAGGCUGGUUGAAAAUCUAAGACAGCAAGAGUGUAUUUGAAUGAUUACCUAGAUGCUAGGAUAACUGGACAGCAAGAAUUUACCCUAAAGUUUCUGUGACAACUGAUCAAGCUCUUUGGGAUCUGUAUUGUAAACACUAACCCAUGGCACAUAGACGGGGAAUAGAGGAAAGAGGAGCAAAUAAAGCGACACCAAUGGAGAUUGGUGCAACCACAUCUUUCUGCUUGCUCAGAAAACUGUGAUUCUCCUAUAUGGAUUCAGGACUUUCAAUAGUGGUUACUCAAAUAGGAGGUCUUCCUUCAACAAGUAGCCAUAGGAUGGAAGAAAAGACCUGUCACUCAGCACAUACACUUUCUCAGCCUCUUGCAUCCAGUUCCUCCAUAUAAUAAUGUUCAGGGCCAAUCUGGAAGGUUUAUGGUAGCCAGUCAAAGACAGCAUCCUGUUCAAGGUUUCCCAUUUUCAGCUGGGGAUACUGGGACUUGGGUUGCUCAGCCACAACUGGGUGAGCAGCCCUUAUCUUUCCAGGGGUGUCAGAGGGAACAGGGUGGGCUGGUCUGCUGGGUGUUGCUUUCCCACCACAUCCUCGGGCUUAAGGGCAGGCGUGUCUUGACCACCUGGAAGAGCUGCAUGACAUCUAGGUGGAAGGUGCCAGAGGUAGAAGUCUUUGAGGUCUUACCAGGAAGCUGAAGAAUUAGAGUGGGAAUCCCCAUACACUAGUUGGAUGUCUUGUGGCUCCUUCCCCCCUUCUUCAAAGCACUAGCUGGGGAAAGAAGGCAGGUGAGUGCAAGUCAGCACUCCUGGGGGGACAUCUCUUGAAGCUGGGAAAUUAAAGAUUGUCUUGUAAACUGUUGUAAGCACUUCCAGUCUUCAGUGAUAUUUCCGCCUGUUGCUCAGAAGUGCCAUGAAGGCAUAUGCAGAGUCUGUGGCUGUUAUAAGGAGGAAUUAGAGAGAGGAUGAUGAGCUUUGAACAGCAUAUAUAGUUGUCAAUUUUGCCAGUAACAUCUGGGUUUGUUCCCUAAUUUGUCUUUCCCAGCCCACAUUGCUACAGAAAUUAUUGUUGCUUAUAGUUACUUCAAUUUGCUCUGGUUUAAUUAGAGCUUCGGUAACUAAAUCACUUUUUUUUUUCCUUUUUUUUUUUUCUCCUUUCCCCCCACAGUAUCCAAAAGACUGUCUUGUAACUAGAAUGAAGGAGCAAUGAUUCUAGUGAGUCAUUCCACAGCCGGGCUGAUGCUGAACUCUGUAAGCCCUGACCCUACUUUUUAGAUCGAUUGCUCUGAAAGUCAGCCUCUCCUGGGUUUUGAAACUGGAAAUGUUCUUUUCAGUCUUAUUGUAUAGUUGUUUUGAACUAGCUGAAUGUCAUGUGUAUUUAGAAAAAAAUAAUAAUCCAAGUUGUCCCUCCCUUGCUUCUGAACAAGAGCCUGUUAAUGAAGGAGCAGCACAGUCAUUUUUGAUUUUUAGGCAUUUCUGCUGUUUCCAGAAUAAAUGGGCAACACUUUAAAAGGGCAAGUAAAGUGGUGGGUUUUGUUGUUAUUUUGUUUUUCUCAAUGUCUUAUGAUGGUUUGGGGAUUUCACCCUCAAAUCACAAACUAUUCCUUACAAAAGUCAGUCUCACAGUUAAACCAUGACAAUCCAAUUAUCACUUCUCUGACAUUCUCUGGUAGCCAAAACAGAGCCAGAUCCCUGAAGCUGAGCAAAUACACUGAAAAAAAAAAAAAAAAAAAAAAAAAGAAUCCCUUGAGUGUUUUAGGCUGGUUUAUCUGAACAUCUCCACCAUGCUGAGGCAGUUCUGAUCAUGUAAUUGCACCUGUACCAGUGGAGCAUACACGCAUCCACAAGAUGGACCAAACCACGAGCAUUUCUUUCAUGAGCACUUGACAUGGGCAGGAAAGCGAGAUUCAGAAUGUACCUGGUUUGGGAUCUGGUUUUCUAUACCCGCCCUGUGGAGCACUGUUCCCCUGGGUCACUGGAGGUUCCCAUUCACGUGGAAACACCUGGGAGGAUCGUGCCACAUGGGCUGUCCUCUAGACUGGUUUCUUCAGCUACUAUGAGCAUGCUGCAUUUGUGUGAAAGCUGUAGCUUCUGAUUUUACAGUUUUUGGAAUUCUCAGGGUGAAAUCAUAAGACUUGGCUCUAGGAUAUUUUUUUUUUUCCUGAAAAAUCUUGUCUUAUUAAGAGAAGAAAACUUUUAAAUAGCUUAUUGUAUCAUGCAAAGCUUGUCACAUGGGGCCUGUUUUGGAGCUAGGGCUGGGUCUCAUGCUGUGAAUACUUAGUACAGGAUCACUGCAGUCUGCAAGCCUGAGGGAUAAUAGAGCAUCAUAGCAGAGUGUAAUGGGGCAGGCACUCCUGUGAAAUGCAAAGGGCUCCCAUUGACGUGUAUGAGAUGAAGUCAGUGUGUUACUCCGAAGGCAGAGCUUAGCCUGAUGCCAUCACCAGUCAGCAAUAGUUUUGUGCCAUACAAUUGCUUUUCAAUCUUUGACUGUUGUAGAAAUUACACGUGCACAUUUUGACUAGUGAAUUAACUGACUGCUUAUACUUUGUACAUCCUUUUAACAGUCCCUGCACAAGCUGCAGUUAUCCUCUUUAUAAGGUUUUAUUACUGCAAAUGUUCUCAAGUUUGCCAAUGCAGUUGCCAUUGUCAGAAUGAUUUUUUCUGAUUGGAUUUUGUUUGUUUGGAUGUUUGCUUGUUUGGAUGUUUGAUUUUUUUGUUGUUUUGUUUUGUUUUUCUUUUUUCUCUCUCUCUCUCUCUCUUUUUUUUUUCAUCUGUUCAAAUGCUUAUUUUACCUGUUGCCGAAAUAGCUGGUCCUUUUUCGGAGUUAGAUGUACAGUGUUUUGUACAUUUUCUUAUAGACUUUCCAAUAAAAAGAUAUAUUUUCUAUUUAUUUAUUACAAUGGCACUAAGACAACUAAAUUGCAGACAUAUGAAGCAUUUUACUGGAGUUUAGCAUUGCCUAGGUUGUUAAGGAGGUCGGCAAUAUGGCUUUUCUGAUAAUCUGCUUUGUACUUGAAAGCUCUCUAUGUCCGCAGAAUGUGGUAAUGCAUUGACUGUCUGUUUUAUGGUGACAAGAGCUGUUGGGACAUUGGUUCCAAAAGAUUGUGGCUUACAACUGAAAUAACAUGUAGUUGUUCAGAGUACACAAUGUUUAUCAAAAUAAAUAUUCAAUGCAAAUUUCUUAUUUUAUUUUUGCCUCUUGUGUCUUCAGUGUAUCUCUCUAAGAGUGAACUGGUAUUUGCUGGAAUAUCUCCUUUUUCAUCCAACUCAAGUUUAUUCAGACCACUGCACCUCGAGUAUCUUAGCUUACUUCUUAGUAGCUUGCUUUCCUAAGAAAAUAAGGCUGAUAAAAUGCCACUAGGUCUAGAGUGGAGACCCCACA